Penicillium maclennaniae is the source of this 738-nucleotide messenger RNA. RefSeq names its product imidazoleglycerol-phosphate dehydratase HIS3 (gene his3). The transcript has 2 exons. The coding region runs from base 1 to 738 and encodes 245 amino acids. NCBI's taxonomy places the organism in Eukaryota, Fungi, Ascomycota, Eurotiomycetes, Eurotiales, Aspergillaceae. Gene Ontology annotation, biological process: L-histidine biosynthetic process. The record is from RefSeq and is a predicted model, not a curated record. Gene Ontology annotation, molecular function: imidazoleglycerol-phosphate dehydratase activity.
AUGGCUCUCACCGCACGCACCGCGACCAUCUCACGGUCAACCAACGAGACAAAGAUCCAGAUUUCCCUCUCUCUCGACGGUGGUGUCCUCCCAGCGUACGAACCAAGCACCCACUUCCCCCCACCGAGCGACCCCCAAGAAGCCGAAGCCGCGAAGAAAGGCAUUGUCCCCUGCAAAGAUGCGGCCCACGCUACCCAGUUCACGCCCACGCAGCAAAUCACCAUUAGCACCGGAAUUGGCUUCCUAGACCACAUGCUGCAUGCGCUGGCCAAGCACUCCGGCUGGAGUCUCGCAGUGCGCGCCAAGGGUGAUCUCUACAGUGAUCGACGACCACCACACAACAGAAGACACCUUCCUCGCCCUCGGCACAGCCUUCACAAAAGCCCUCGGCGCCCGGCAAUCCCUCGCCCGCUUCGGCCGCGGCGACGCACCCUCGACGAGGCCCUCUCGUGGGCAGUGAUCGAUCUCUCCAGCCGUCCGUGGGCUGUCAUUGAUCUGGGCUUCAAGCGCGAGAAGAUUGGCGCAUUGAGCACGGAGAUGAUCACGCACGGCUUGCAGAGCUUUGCACAGGCGGCGGACGUCACGCUGCACAUUGGCUGCACUUAUGGUGAUAACGACCACCACCGGGCGGAGAGUGCCUUCAAGGCGCUGGCUGUUGCAAUUCGGACGGCUUGUACGCGCAGAGUUGCCGGAGAAGUCGGAGCGGGAGACAUCGUUAGUACUAAGGGUGUUUUAUAA